AUGGAUGAAAAGAGGGUCAAAGACUCUUUAGAUUUAGAGAUAGUAGAAGACUCUAUGGAUGUUGAGAGAGUUGAAGACUCUUUCGAUUUAAAAGACUUUGUGGAUGUUAAGAGAGUUGAAGACUCUUUAGAUUUAAAGAGAGUUGAAGACUCCAUAGAUGCGGAGAGGGUUGAAAAUUCUUUAGAUUUAGAGAGAGUUGAUGACUCUUUAGAUUUAAAUAUAGUUGAAGACAUGGAUGCUGAAAGAAACCUGCUCCAAGACACAGCAGACACUUGUGCAUACAGGAUGCUGCUGCUGCUGCAGAAAGGCUUUGCCCAGCCCUACAACUAUUGCUCUAAAUUCCAGCUUGGCUCUAACAAGAGGGGUCAUUCCCAUUGGUGGAGGGAUAUUAGAAAGCUAUAUCAUCAGUCGGAUCCUAAUAUUUUCAAUCAGCAUUUGACCUGGAAGGUUGGGAGUGGGGAAAGAAUCAAAUUUUGGACAGAUAAGUGGCUAGGGACAGACUACACUCUUGAGCAGAAAUAUAAUCAACUUUCUCGGAUUAGUAGACAGCAAAGUUCCCUCAUCUCUAGCAUGGGUAACUUUAAUAAUGAUAGCUGGGAGUGGGAUCUCACGUGGAGGAGGAAUCUAUUUGAUCAUGAAAAUGAUAUAGUUGUGCAGUUUAUGGAGGAAAUAAGCUUCAUUCCUAUCCAGAGGCAUAGUAAGGAUUCUAUGGUGUGGCUAGCUGAACACCACGGGCAUUACACUACUAAAUCAGCUUACAAGUUCACCCAAAGUGCCACUUUACUCAAUUCUGUGAAGGCUUUGGGAACCCUUACCACUGGUACUUCUAAUUAUCAAAGAGAGGGGCUGACUGCCCCUUUCUCUAAUUCAGAAAUCAGAGAUGCUAUUUGGAGUUGUGAUGGCGAUAAAUGUCCGGGCCCAGAUGGGUUUAAUUUUAGAUUUAUCAAGGAGUUUUGGGGGCUGCUCAAACCUGAUUUUCGAAGAUUUGUGGAUGAAUUCCAUGCUCAUGGAAGCUUUCCAAGAGGCAGCAAUGCAUCUUUUGUGGCUCUUAUUCCUAAGAUAUCUCAACCCCAGUCUCUAAAUGAUUAUAGGCCCAUCUCUCUCAUUGGCUGCAUGUAUAAAGUAAUAGCAAAACUCUUGGCAAAUAGGUUGAGGAUUCUGCUGGAUGAGUUAAUUGAUGAAAGGCAGACAACGUUCAUAAAAAAUAGGCACAUUCUCCAUGGAAUUCUGAUUCUCAAUGAAGUGGUGGAUGAAGCUGUUCACAGAAAGAAGCCUGCUAUGAUUUUCAAAGUGGAUUUCGAAAAAGCUUAUGAUUCAGUAUCAUGGUCUUUCUUGGACUAUAUGAUGACAAGGCUAGGAUUCUGUCCUAUAUGGAGGAAGUGGAUUUCUGCUUGCCUUCAAUCAGCCACUAUCUCAAUUCUAGUAAAUGGGAGCCCUACAAAGGAACUAGUCCCAUCUAGAGGAUUGAGACAAGGAGACCCUUUGGCUCCUAUGCUAUUUAAUAUAGUGGCUGAGGGCCUUACUGGCAUGAUGAGGGAGGCUUUGAAUAAAAACCUCUAUAGAAGUUUCUUGGUUGGGAAGCAAAGCGUCCCUAUAAAUAUAUUGCAAUAUGCUGAUGACACAGUUUUUGUUGGAGAGGCUUCUUGGGAUAAUAUUAUUGUGCUGAAGUCCAUGCUUAGGGGAUUUGAAAUGGUCUCAGGUCUGAGGAUUAACUAUGCAAAAAGCCAAUUUGGGGUUGUUGGUUUUCAGCCCAAUUGGGCUCAUGAUGCAACCCAACUUCUGAACUGUAGGCAGCUGGACAUUCCUUUUCACUACUUGGGAAUGCCUAUUGCUGUAAAAGCUUCCAGCAGGAUGGUUUGGGAGCCUUUGAUUAACAAGUUUAAAGCUAAGCUCUCCAAGUGGAAUCAGAAGUACUUAUCUAUGGGUGGCAAGGUCACCUUGAUAAAAUCUGUCCUCAAUGCGCUUCCCAUUUAUCUCCUAUCUUUCUUCAAGAUUCCUCAAAGAAUAGUAGAUAAACUGGUGUCUCUUCAAAGAACAUUUAUGUGGGGGGGAAAUCAACACCAUAAUAGAAUCUCUUGGGUCAAAUGGGCUGAUAUAUGCACUCCAAAAAUUGAUGGGGGAUUGGGGAUCAAAGACUUGUCCAAAUUUAAUACAGCUUUGAGAGGUAGAUGGAUAUGGGACCUAGUCUCCAAGCAUAAGCAGCUGUGGGCCAGAAUUCUAACUUCUAAAUAUGGAGGAUUGAUAGAUUUGCAGAAUGGUAGAGAUAAAGGAUGGCACUCCCAAUGGUGGAAAGACCUUAGAAAGCUUUAUCAUCAGCCUGAAUUUCAAAUUAUUCACCAGAAUAUGACCUGGAAGGUUGGUUGUGGGGAUAAGGUCAGAUUCUGGCAAGAUUCUUGGCUGGGACAGGGAGGCAGCCUUCAGCAGAAGUACAAUCAAUUAUUUGUGAUUAGCAGACAGCAAAACCUUCCCAUCUCUAAAAUGGGAAAGUUUUAUCAGAAUACUUGGAAUUGGGAUUUUAAAUGGAGAAGGAACCUCUUUGAUCACGAGAAUGAGCAAGCAAUAGCCUUCAUGGAUGAUAUAUCUGCUAUAUCUAUUCAUCAGCAGCUGCAGGACUCAAUGUUGUGGAAAGCAGACCCUAUUGGGAUCUACUCUACUAAGUCAGCAUAUAGGCUCUUGCUACCUACCAACAGACCUGGUCAGCACAGCAGGAACUUCAAGAUUCUAUGGAAGCUUAAAAUUCCCCCAAGGGCUGAGUUGUUCUCAUGGAGGUUGUUUAGAGAUAGGCUCCCUACCAGGGCUAAUUUGCUUAGGAGACAUGUGGCUCUACAGGAUAUUAUGUGUCCUCUAAGUGGAAAUCACCAGGAGGAGGCUGGGCACCUUUUCUUCCAUUGCAGAAUGACUGUAGGGUUGUGGUGGGAAUCCAUGAACUGGACCCGGACUUUGGGAGCUUUCUUAGAUGAUCCUGCUGCUCAUUUUAUCCAAUUCAGUGAUGGGUUUGGGGCAUAG
This is a messenger RNA of Glycine soja, 3006 nucleotides long. RefSeq lists its product as uncharacterized. The record is from RefSeq and is a predicted model, not a curated record. NCBI's taxonomy places the organism in Eukaryota, Viridiplantae, Streptophyta, Magnoliopsida, Fabales, Fabaceae. The coding region runs from base 1 to 3006 and encodes 1001 amino acids. The transcript is spliced from 4 exons.